CGCUGCUGAUUACACACAGGACGCGGUGCAACACUUUCUCCAUCAAUCUGGAUUAUAAAUAUGUAUUAUGUCAUUUCUGCCAUGAAAGCUCAGAUUGAAAUCAUCCCCUGUAAGAUCUGUGGAGAUAAAUCCUCGGGGAUCCACUACGGAGUGAUCACCUGCGAGGGCUGCAAGGGUUUCUUCAGGCGGAGUCAGCAGAGCAACGCCAGCUACUCGUGUCCGCGCCAGAAAAACUGCCUGAUCGACCGAACGAGCCGAAACCGCUGCCAGCACUGCCGUCUGCAGAAAUGUCUCGCCGUGGGCAUGUCCCGAGACGCUGUAAAGUUUGGCCGUAUGUCUAAAAAGCAGCGGGACAGCCUGUACGCCGAGGUCCAGAAGCACCGCCUGCAGCAGCAGCAGCAGCAGGGUCCUCUGCUCCUGUCCCGGCCCAGCCUGGGCAGCCCCAGCCCGGGCGAGGCCGAGUCGCUGUCCCCGCACUACACCCUGUCCUCCUCGGGCCUCACCGAGCUCCCCGACGAGGUGGGCCGCUACGGGGAGCAGAACUCGCCCGAGGGAGGAUCGCUCUCGUCAAAGGCAGACUCGGGAGAAGGAGGAGGCGGGGGAGGCGGCGGGGGAUUUUACCUGGACAUCCAGCCGUCUCCGGAUCAGUCCGGCCUCGACAUCAACGGCAUCAAACCCGAGCCCCUGUGCGACUACGGCUCCAGUAACGGUUUCUUUCCGUACUGCUCCUUCAGCAACGGAGACUCGUCGCCCACAGUGUCCAUGGCCGAACUCGAUCACCUGGCUCAGAUCAUCUCCAAGUCUCACCUGGAGACGUGUCAGUACCUGAGGGAGGAGCUGCAGCAGAUGAGCUGGCAGAGCUUCAUGCAGGACGAGGUGGAGAGCUAUCAGAGCAAGCCUCAGGAGUUGAUGUGGCAGCUCUGUGCGGUGAAAAUCACCGAGGCCAUCCAGUAUGUGGUGGAGUUCGCCAAACGCAUCGAUGGCUUCAUGGACCUCUGCCAGAACGACCAGAUCGUGCUGCUGAAAGCCGGAUCUCUGGAGGUCGUCUUGGUGCGAAUGUGUCGCGUGUUCGACUCACAGAACAACACCGUCUACUUCGAUGGCAAGUUCGCAGGUCCGGAAGUCUUCAAAGCUUUAGGUUGUGACGACUUGAUCACGUCAGUGUUCGACUUCGCUAAAAGCAUGUGCUCGCUGCAUCUGUCUGAGGAUGAACUCGCUAUUUUCUCAGCAUUUGUCCUGCUUUCUGCCGACCGCUCGUGGCUGCAGGAGAAGCUGCAGGUGGAGAAGCUGCAGCAGAAGACGCAGCUGGCCCUGCAGCAUGUCCUGCAGAAGAACCAGCGGGAGGACGGAGUGCUCACCAAGCUCAGAUGUAAGGUGUCGGCGUUGCGCUCGCUGUGCAGUCGGCACACAGAGAAGCUGUUGGCGUUCAGAGCCGUCUACCCCGACGUGGUCCGAUCGCACUUCCCUCCUCUUUACAAGGAGCUGUUCGGCGCCGACCUGGAACUGAACCUGCAGCCCGGCGACUGAAGGCGACGCCCCGCAGAGCCGAGCAGCGCCCGGCUGCUGGAUCCAGACGGGUCGGGCCCGGUCUCCACGGGGACACGGAGGACGGGAUGGUUACUGAGCGAGCGCUGAACACUUGAACUGGUGUGCGGCUCGUCCUCCUCUCACAGGGUCAGGUGGUCUUAUCCGGGAGGCGGGAUCUGGACCCGGCUUUAAAAAAGCACUUUCAGGACUCUCACUGAAACCUGGAUUCUGUUUUCCUCACCGGAUCAUCCAGACGUCACCUCUUCUUCUUCAGCACUGAUUUUCUGUCACUCUGGAACUUUGUAGUAAAUCUAAAAGAGACUCUCAGUUGGAUUCAGCAGAAGAACAUAACUGGGAAUGAUUUUAUUCCUGUUCCACCUCCCUCCUCUUUUCCUGCCUGUUUAUCUGCCAGCUGCUGUAUCUAAACCUCUAGCUCCACCUGGUGGCUCUCACACUCAAGUGCAGGCUGUACUUUUUCUGUUGCAUGUGCGUAAACCAUCUAGAUCCAACAAGUAUUCACAUGAUUCCCAUCAGUUUAGUGCAGCUUUAUGUAUUUCUGCGAAGCAGAAACAUGAAGCAGCUGUCUGCUCAGGUCAACAGAUACUCUCACAGCAGAUUGGAGUCUGUGUAAAGCAGUAAGAAUUCUCUGUCCAGUUUGAAAAUAUGUUCAAUUAUUUCAAGUUGUGAGAUUCUCAGCUGCUUCUCUGUUCCCAGGCUGUAUAUGCUAAAGAGUGAUCUCCAGAGUUGACAGGUUAACACAAGCGUUGUCGGCUAGCGGGUAGAGAUGGAUGAUUGAGGUGAGUUAGCAGUUCUAAAUGCUGACAUGUUUUUUCACAGUAUGAGCUGCUGGUAUAAAGGUACCAGAAAAUGUAUGCUGAGGAUGGAUGUCAGCCGAGAAGAGGAAGGCCAGUGAGGGAGGGCAUACAGGCGACUGGUGUGAGGGGAAAACUCAUCUGAAAAUCGGCUUUACACAGACUUUAUAGGUGAUUAAAAAAAACAGAUUAAUUUCAAAUAACAAAUGAAAAACGAAUAGUCCCAUAAGACAAGAAAG
This is a messenger RNA of Salarias fasciatus (jewelled blenny), 2578 nucleotides long. Its product is annotated as nuclear receptor ROR-alpha A-like. Lineage: Eukaryota; Metazoa; Chordata; Actinopteri; Blenniiformes; Blenniidae. The transcript has 11 exons. Gene Ontology annotation, cellular component: nucleus. The coding region runs from base 61 to 1527 and encodes 488 amino acids. The record is from RefSeq and is a predicted model, not a curated record. Gene Ontology annotation, biological process: regulation of transcription by RNA polymerase II. Gene Ontology annotation, molecular function: zinc ion binding; nuclear receptor activity; RNA polymerase II cis-regulatory region sequence-specific DNA binding.